CAUGUGUAGUAGUGCAUAGGUAAAUCUAUCACAUGAUCGCUCAGCGUCUCUGAGCAGAAGGCAGCAGCAGCAGCAGCAGGAGAAGCAGGAGCAGCAGGAGCAGGAGGAGCGGGGCUUCAUGUAAACACACCGCGCACAGGGCUUUGUUUCACACACACACACACACACACACACACACACUCGUCGCAGGCAUCCCCGUUCUUCUAGUCAUGCCAUGGAUAUUUUGUGGCAAUACCAGUUCAGGAUAAUUUUACUCGGGGACUCCACGGUGGGCAAGUCGUCGUUGCUGAAGCGCUUCACGGACGGAAUUUACAGCGAUGUGGCGGAUCCGACGGUCGGGGUAGAUUUUUAUGCCCGCUCGCUUGAUGUCGAGCCCGGGGUGAAAAUAAAGCUCCAGCUCUGGGACACUGCUGGCCAGGAACGAUUCAGGUCCAUCACGACAUCAUACUACCGUAACUCCGUGGGUGGGCUGCUCGUCUUCGAUCUCACCAACAGGAAGACCUUCGACCAUGUGAAGGAGUGGCACAAGGAGGUGAGUGAGCACAUCCUGCCUCACCACAUGGUCUACAUCCUCAUCGGCCACAAGAGCGACCUCAACAAAGACCGCAAGGUGAGCCGGGACGAGGCGGAGCAGCUGGCGGCCGAGCUCGGCAUCCGCUACGUGGAGACGUCGGCCAAGUGCAACAGCAACGUGGACCGAGCCUUCGAGCUGCUGACCAGGGACAUCUACGAGCUGAUGAAGAUGGGGGAGAUUGUCACCCGCGACGGAUGGGAUGGCGUGAAGAGCGGCCUCACUGCCAAGGUCCUCUACCCGGAGGACGAAGAGGAGCUGGCCGCCGCGACGGCUGAAAAGGGCUGCCACUGCUGACUUAGAACUCUCUGAGUCCAAACACUGUCUUCUUGUCACACCAAGAGCUCACCUCGUCUCACAGCCGUCCAUCCAAACCAAGUCUCUCAGGCUUAGCACCCUGAAAUCACCAUCCAUCACCCCCUCACCUUGUGCUCCGUGCCCUUUCUGUGUUCAGGUUCUUAUGACAACUGGAGUUUUAUCUAAGACGAGGGUUGUACACCCCGAUGUGUAUCUUUUAGGCAAGUUGUAUCUCUAAAUCCACAUGGUGUAGCAUGAAACAGCCUGUUUGAGACCAUAGGUUCAGAAAGCUGUAUGUGGCCAAUACUCCUUUACACAGCCCGUGGGGUUAAUGGACUUCUGAGCAUACUGAAGGUACAGAGAAAUCAAUGGACUGAGCCGUCCUGUUGUCUGGCAUCUAUUGUGGGUUUCUACCUGUCAAAGUGGUGUGCGAUGCUUUUCCUGCAAUCGUUUGUGACUGUAAAACUGUAAAUAAUAGUGAAAUCUAUAGAGAUAAAAGCUGAAAGGUCACAGAAAAGUUAUUUAAAUGAUGAUGUGAACAGACACAGUGCACUAUUCAAUACGUGUCACCAUGUUAAUCAAUGUGCUACUGUAAGCUGUAUGUGCACUGACGCCAAACUGACUGCGAUCAUUCUGCGAAUAGAUGAUUCAUGUUUUCGUAAAGAAUAUAGAUAAUUCUAGUUUAGGUGUAUACACAGAAAUAGGCCAUUGUUAUGAAGGUAGACAGUCCAGUCUAGGUCAUUGUGUGAUAGCAUCAACAGGAGCAAGACAUCCAGCGUGUCAGCCGUCGAUCAGUCUGAAUUUCACCUUGCAGCUGUUUGUGUCUUAGACAAACAGCAGCGUCUUUUGUUCUCAAUUCACAAAAGUAAUAUUCCAUUCAGACCUGAGCUGAUGCCAACUCAUUAAAUCCAGUCGUGUAGAUAUGUGCUGCUUUGGUGGGCCUCUCUUUUAUGCUGUGUUCAAGAAUGUCAGUAGAAAAAAAAAAAACUCGGAGUUUUAAUUCAGCAGGAAGGCAGGCUUUCAAGUGCAAAAUCAUGCAAAAGCUAUGAAGUAUUUAUUUUACAGUCCUUCAAAUCCACUAGAGUCUCAGCAGACCAGUGCUUUGAAGCUCAGCACCCGGGAUUAGGUUUUUGGGUGUGUCACAUGUCAUCGCCCCCUCUCAUUAGUGCCUCCUGUUGCACAUUUCUGCCUGACAAAAGUGCUUGUUUUGAUCUCUAAAGAAAAGUCAGACAUUUGAGGGGAACAAGCCUUUUUGCUUGCUUCUGAAGAGUUAGAUGAGAAAUUUGUGACCGCCCCUAAAGCUAGAGGUAAUAAAGACGCCUUAGCAUUAAGACUAAAAGCUGGGGUAAACUGCAAGUCUGACUCCCUCCAUAGAUUAGAAAUGCACCCAACUGCAAGCUAGUAGUAUUAUUUGAUUCUGCAUAUUUACAUUUUUCCCUGUAAAAAAAACAAAAAAACAGCACAGCAUUGAGGACAGUGGGUAUUGAUUUGGUUUAUUGUAUCCUACAGUGCUGAAGUGUGUUUUCUGCUCACAUCUCCUGCUUAUUUUUAUCUUUUUUUGCCGUCCAAUAUGUGAAUGUUCUGAUUGGAAAUCUUGAAAAUAGUUCUAAAAAAGGGGCGGGAUGUUAAAUUGGUUAGCACACACAGGAGGGGAUGCUUAACUGCUAACUCGCGCACAGUCCGUAGUUUGCAGAAUAUAAAAUUAGUGAUUGCCCAAACAGUGCAGGAUAAGUCAUAAUCAUUUUAAUGUCCCAACAUGCUGUUAAAAACCACUUACAGGACAACUUUCUUGACAUUGCCGAGCCAGAUGCUUGAAAUUAACCGGUGGCCAAUGCAAGAAAUAUUUGAUUAAACAAUCUAAACAUCUGUUUUGAUUUUAUUGAAGCUUUAAAAUGCUGAAAUAUUCACUUUGCACUGCGUCUGGCUAGCUGCUUCCAGCCUGGCAAAGCUUUGCUCUUCCUCCGCCGUGUCAAGCUCCACCUUUAACGCACGAUUAUGAGAGUGCUUUUACCUAAAUAUUAUGAACAAGGGUUGUUGCUGAGAUGUUAAACUUUAUUCUAAGGCUGUCAAAACUCUAUCCAGGAUAUUAAUUUGCGUAUAAUAAAUUGAUAAAGAACACUUGAUGAAAAAAAUGCCAUUGACUUCAGUUUUUACAUGGGUGAGGUUAUUUUUGAGAUUCUAAUAUCAGCUGUAAUGGAGCCUGUGAGGUUGAGUCUCAAACCUACAGCAGUUGUUCUACCUCUGACACAGAGGAUUUCAAGUCUCUGGAGGCUUUUGACUUGAGACACCGGUAAUCUGUUGUUUACAGUACGCUAAAGUUCACGUUGCAAGGGAACCCACUUCCUGUCACAUUGCUUAUAUUCACCUUUCACCAGCAUCUCAUGAAAAAAAAAAAAAAACAAGUUCACACACAAGUCAACAGCAAGAGAUUAUGCAUUUACAUUUUUACUUUUUCAUUCAUGUGACCAGACUGACAUUUUCCUUGAGCUGAUUGGCUAUUUAGGUGAUCCACAGGAUGUACUGUACAGUAUUGCUGCUUUGUAUUUGAUAAGGAAUGUAUUCUUAUACAUUUGCACCAUCCCUUUAUUCUUACUUUUCAGUGUAGAUUCAAACUUAAUGCUUCCUGUUAAAGCUAGGUUUACUCAUUUUAUACAACAACAAAUAGCCUACACUCAAUGUUUUCUGUUUGUCUGACAAUCAGAUGUUAACAUUUCGUUUCCUUAACACAGGAGUGCUCUAAUCGGCCUCGCUAAAUGUAAUGUUCAAAAUCGCCAUUCUAAUCGUUCAUCAAGUCCAACUGUGUUACUACUAAGACUGCCUUUCGGCUCUCAUCUAAACAGGGUUAACUUGUAUAUUGUUUGAAUAUGUGCGUCAUCGCUGUGCUGUUUGCAAACUGUUCUCCAGUGAGCAUGAUUUCCAUUCCUCAGCGCUGCCUGCACACCGGAGGGGCUUGUUGCAGCACACAGCCUGAAGAUGGAGGACCGCUGGAAAUCCAAUUUUAAGGACAACACGAAAAGACAGCAAGAUAUUGUUUUUUUUAAUGACUGACUCUAUGAGAGGAAAUAUUAUAACUCGGCGUCUAUACCAUACCUAGAUGCCUGUAUAUCCACCAGUGUUAAGCAGUUGAUGAAUUUAAACAACAUCUCACAGCAGCGUUUUUUUUUUUUAUUCUUACAGACUAUAAUCCUGCAAACAGAAACCAUCCUGUGUAAUGAUGAUACAAAUUCAUGGCCUUUAUCCAACAUCUUGCUUACUGAAGUAGUUCAAUAUUUUUGAAAUGCACCUUUUUUUUUUUUUUGGUUUGAUGAAAGAAUUGGAUCAGAAUAAAAAAAAUGAAAAUAGAAUUUCUAACUACAAAACUGGAGCCAGGAUGCAACUGUCCUUAGGUUAAAGACUGGAAGGAGCGGGAAUCUUCUUUUGAGAUCCACUUUGCUCUUACCUUUGAUAUUAAAGGAGUAGUUCAACAUUUGUAAAAUUGACACCAUUCUCAAGUGAAGUACAGAACUGGAGCCAGGAAGCCAUUAGCCUAGCUUAGCGUUAAGACUGCGAGAGAGAAAGGGAAAAACGCAAACCUGGUUCCACGUUGAUUUCAAAAUAGCAACACCUGUUAAAUUUGCAAUUUCCGAUGUAUCCUUUUUGUUCAAAACAAGCAAAGUAAAGACCAGGUUGCUUCAUGUCACAUGCUGGAAUAAUUUAUUGAUGACUCACUGAGGGGUGCAGUGACACCCACAGUGAGGUGUGAAUUUGUUAAGAAGGAAAAAUAAACCCUGUGCUGUUCAACAGCAUAGUGCGGGAUUCUGCACAGAAGAGGGGAGUUAUGAUGUAUUGUUGUCAGAAAAAAAAUGUCCUCAGCAAACACCCCUUAAAGUCACAAGUCUGUUUUUACAUUUCUGUAUGUCUGUACACAUCAAAGAAACAAAAUGCACUGCGUUAUCAGCAUGCUUAGGAGUGUUUUGGACAUUUAAAAAGUACAACGGACAGAAUCAGAUACCUCCUUUUAGCCUCAAUGCUAGCUUGGUUAACAUUGAAAGCAGAUCUUACAUUUUCCAAAGUGUUGAACUAUGCCUUUAGUGGUUUUUUAUAUUAUUAUUAUUUAGAAUGAAAUCAAACUAAUCCACUAAUAAUGCUCCUGUUCAAGGUUACAAAUGCAGAUGUAAGGCCUGCAUGACAGUGCAUAGCACAAAACCAUUCAGCCCCUGAUCCCCAUGGCCACAUCUCACAGCUUUAUUGAAUAAAUGUUAUUUAUUUUAGAUAUUA
This is a messenger RNA of Labrus bergylta (ballan wrasse), 5125 nucleotides long. It is a transcript of the gene rab42a, whose product is annotated as RAB42, member RAS oncogene family a. The record is from RefSeq and is a predicted model, not a curated record. Gene Ontology annotation, molecular function: GTPase activity; GTP binding. Lineage: Eukaryota; Metazoa; Chordata; Actinopteri; Labriformes; Labridae. Gene Ontology annotation, cellular component: Golgi apparatus. Gene Ontology annotation, biological process: Rab protein signal transduction; vesicle-mediated transport.